Stegostoma tigrinum is the source of this 2430-nucleotide messenger RNA. Its product is annotated as extracellular calcium-sensing receptor-like. Lineage: Eukaryota; Metazoa; Chordata; Chondrichthyes; Orectolobiformes; Stegostomatidae. Gene Ontology annotation, cellular component: membrane. Gene Ontology annotation, molecular function: G protein-coupled receptor activity. Gene Ontology annotation, biological process: G protein-coupled receptor signaling pathway. The record is from RefSeq and is a predicted model, not a curated record.
AUGUUCGAAACCAGUUACGCUGGGAUCUGGAGACUAAUCGUGCGUCUCUCUUAUAGGUUCAGCCAAACGGGUCUGCGAUUGGCCCAGACGAUGGUCUUUGCCAUAGAAGAAAUAAACAUGAACAACGAUUUGCUUCCAAACAUAACUUUGGGUUAUAAGAUCUUAGUCAGCUGUGGCACACCUUCUGAGGGACUUAAAAGAGCCUUGACAUUCCUAAACGAACAGGAUGAAACCGUUGCUAGUUACGUAUGUGAUGGAUUUUCAUCCGUACCAGUCAUUGUUGGGGAUGGAGCAUCAUCGCAAUCGGUCGUCGUUGCAAGAAUGGUGGCCCCAUUCAGCGUCAGCAUGAUCAGUUACUUUUCUUCCUGCACUUGUUUGAGUGAUAAGCGUGAGUUUCCAACGUUUUUCAGGACGAUUCCUAGUGAUUCUGUUCAAAUCAAAGCAUUAGUCAAGCUGGUCCAACAUUUUAGAUGGACUUGGGUUGGAGUUGUGGCACAAGACAAUGAUUAUGGCCGAUUUGGAAUCAUGGCAUUUGUUGAAGAGAUUGCCAAGUUUGAAACCUGUGUUGCUUUUAUUGAAUUCAUCUCACCUGUUGGUACUGCAAAGAGAAUGCCACAAGUAGUGGAGACAAUUAAAAAAUCAUCUGCUAAGGUGAUCAUUAUAUUUUGUGCAGAGAGGUUCACCGCUGGUUUGGUGGAAGAACUCGCCCCGAAUAACGUUACUGAUCUCCAACUAAUUGCGAGUGAAGCCUGGGUCACGUCAGUCCAACUGUGGACGGCAAAAACUAUGACGUUACUGUCUGGAACAACUGGAUUUGGAAUAAAGAGUGUGGAAAUUGCAGGACUUAAAGAUUUUCUCUUAAAUAUCCACCCUUCCAAAAAACCACACAACCCGUUUGUAGAAGAACUGUGGCAGGAAGUUUUUGGCUGCAGUGUAAAAAUCUCAAAUGUAACGUUGGAUAGCAAUAAACCAUCUUUGUUGAAACUGUGUACAGGCACAGAAAGUUUAGAGGCAGUUGAGACUGCAUACAGUGAUGUGUCUGAGUUAAGAGGUUCCUACAAUGUUUACAAAGCUGUAUAUGCUGUGGCCCAUUCCCUUCAUAAUAUGCAUCAGUGUGAAGAUGGAAAAGGACCAUUUGCCAACAAAGCGUGUGGCAGCAAGCCAAAGAUUUUGCCUUGGCAGCUUUUGCACUACAUAAAGCAGGUGAAAUUUGUCAAUAAUUUUGGACAAGAGGCAGACUUUGAUAAGAACGGAGAUCCCGUUGCUUCAUAUGAUGUGAUAAACUGGCAGAAGGCAGAAGAUGGGACUGUGCGGUUUGUUCAGGUUGGUUACUAUGACGCAGCAUUGCCAGUAGGAAAGGAACUCAUAUUGGAUAAAAGUCGAAUUGUUUGGCACCAUGGAAGGAACAUGGAGGUCUUGCCACCAGUCUCAUUGUGCAGCAAAAGCUGUGUUCCAGGGACACGGAAAGCAACUAAAAUAAACAAACCCAUCUGCUGCUUUGAUUGUGUACCUUGUGCUGAAGGAACGAUUAGUAAUCAAUCAGAUUCGGUAGAGUGCUUCAUCUGUCCGUUAGAACAAUGGUCCAAUGAUCGACGAAAUCAGUGCAUUCCAAAAGAUGUUGAAUUCCUGUCUUUCAACGACAGCAUGGGAAUAACUUUGACGGCAGUAGCUCUGUUUGGAGCUUUUAUCUCAGGGUUUGUUGCUGCUUUUGUUUAUUUCAUAAAAACUCCCAUUGUAAGGGCUAACAAUUCGGAACUAAGUUUCCUCCUACUAUUCUCGUUAAUGCUGUGCUUUUUGUGCUCAAUUGCGUUCAUUGGACAACCAUCUGCAUGGUCAUGCAUGGUGCGGCACACUGCGUUUGGAAUCAGCUUUGUCCUCUGCAUUUCUUGUAUUCUUAGUAAAACCCUGGUUGUCCUAAUGGCAUUUAAAGCAACCCUUCCGGGCAGUGACGUGAUGAAAUGGUUCGGACCCAAACAACAAAGGUCAAUCGUCUUUAUUUCUACAUUUAUUCAAAUAAUAAUAUGGAUCUGGUUGGCGACAUAUCCUCCACUCUCAUCUAAAAACGUCAAGUAUCAAAGUGCACAGAUUAUCCUCGAAUGUGAUGUAGGUUCUACAGUUGCCUUCUGCUGUGUCUUUGGUUACAUCGGAUUCUUGGCGGGCGCAUGUCUAUUUUUAGCUUUCUUGGCUCGAACGUUACCGGACAAGUUCAAUGAAGCUAAAUUCAUAACUUUCAGCAUGCUCUUUUUUGCUGUUUGGGUAACGUUUAUCCCCGCUUACGUGAGCACACCCGGAAAAUACACCGUGGCUGUCGAAAUAUUUGCAAUUUUAGCAUCAACGUUUGGGUUGCUGAGUUGCAUCUUUGCUCCAAAGUGCUACAUUAUAUUGUUAAAACCGGAAGAGAAUACUAAAAAACACUUGAUGUGUAAAUGA